AUGAAUUCCCUGAAGCGAUACUGCUGGAACCCGGAGCAUGCACCCUAUGGAUUCCAGACUUUACGCUCUCUGAUCGAGUGCCGGCCUACAGAACAACGUAAAGAGCUUUUCGACCUCCUUCUGAACUUUGCCUCUGUGGACGACACAAAGAUCCGUCAGGCUGCCCUAACCGCCGUCACGGAAUUGGCUCAGUCAAACGCCAAGUGGCAGGAUCAGAUUGAGGUUUGUUCCCCCCCCCUAUCCCCACACCCCUAA
This is a messenger RNA of Dibothriocephalus latus, 255 nucleotides long. The record is from the annotation of a GenBank genome assembly. Lineage: Eukaryota; Metazoa; Platyhelminthes; Cestoda; Diphyllobothriidea; Diphyllobothriidae.